GUCCGUGUCCCUGUGUUAUUUAAAGCCAGAGAUCCUCCCUCUCACCGAGCCACUGUGUUGCAUCUGUCUGCCUCGCUGCUUGUGUGUCUGGGUGCGUGCGUGUGUGUUGUGUGUGUGCGUGAAUGUGUAUGAGAGUGCGCUAAAAAAACCCAGGCAGCCAGUGGGAGAGCUAGAGAGCGAGGAGAGAGACACGGGGGGGAAAGGCAAAAAGCAUCUGAGAAGGCAGAAGGAACGGGAGUGUGAGACAGCUAUGAAAUUCAUCCAAGCUAUUUGCUUACUGCUUCUCUGUCCGGCUCUGAGCCUCAACACCAGACAAAGCUAUGACGGGCUGGAGAAGAAGCUAAAGGAAGUAUUCAGUGAACGCAGCAGCAUCUUGCACCAGCUCUCCAAGACAUCAAAAGAGCUGGACAGCAUAAAAGGCAACAUCAAGUCGCUGAAAAAUGAUGAGUCAGUGGCCAAGACGGACGUGCAGAGGAUCCUGGAGCUCAGCCACAAACAGAGAGAGGAGAUGAAGUCCCUCCAGGCAGCCUUGCAGAAGCAGCUGGAUGAGGCAAAUGAGAGAGCAGAGAAGCAGCAGGCCACGAUUAAAUUUCUCAAAGUGGAGAUGGAGAAAAAAACCAAAAUCAUCAAGGAUCUACAGCAAGAGAACAAGAGCCUGAAAACUAAACUCCUCUCGGGACACAAACUGUGCGAUGCAUAUGCUGAAGAGUCCAAAAAGAUCCAGGCUCAACUGAAAGAACUGCGGUACGGGAAAAAGGAUUUAAUUUUUAAGGGGCAGCAGCUAAUGGACCUGGAGCACAAGUUAACCAUCGCGAAGGAGGAACUGGAGAAGACGGCACUGGAUAAGGAGUCCCAGCUGAAGGCGCUGAAGGACACAGUUCACAUCUGCUUCUCCGCCGUCCUGCACAACCAGCCCAGCGGCAGCCACAGAUUUCCCGCCGCCCCCACCCACCUGUUCAGAUACUCAUCACUCAUCAACAGCUCCAGAGUCACCUUUCAGCAGCCGCACGCCAAGGACAUCUCCAGAGUUCAGAGAAUCGUCACAGACAGUAAAUCACCCGUGAACAUCGGAGUAACGAGGAGAGAGAGUGGCGGCGUGAAAGCGUGCCAGAUGGAAAAGACCGGAGGCGACUGCUUCCAGAAUCAGACGGAGGAAUCGGCCCCGGACAGUAAAAAGCAACCUGAGGCACAGCAGCAAAGGAGCCAAGCAGAGACUGGGAAAAUCAACACGAAGCUCUCAGACGCCAGCGAGGAGGCGGAGGGAGGCAGCAGCAGCAAAAAGACAAAGCCACAUAAAGACAACUGAGCGGACGGCGUGUCACCCAAACUGCGGAGCUCCUGUUGCCUGAAGGAUCUUUCUAAGAGCACACACUUUUGCGCACUCUCACAAAAAACAAUGUGCGCCCACACACACACACAGACACACACAUACAGACACAUUUUAAACACGCACACACACACACACACACACACAUACACUCGACAGCUACAUAUGCGCAUAUCAGCAUUGUUUGCAAAAAGCUGAGACACUGGAAUUGUCAAACUUCGAACCGUCAUCUGAAAAUCCUCCAUAGUAAAAACGGCAUGCAUUCUAGAACUUCUUUUUAAAAAGGUAGCAAUGGCACUGGUAACUUGUUUCAUGAUUGUUCAUUUGUUGUUUACUGAUCUGAGUUUUCUUCUGAGUGAGGACACUGCUUUCUAAAUGUGUGAUCUUUCUAGAAAAAUCCCUUUGCACUGGUGAGGUCUGACACUGUAUCCUGUGAUAAGUAUAAAUCAAUUGACAAAUAAGAGAUACCCCUACUACUAUAACUACUACUACUACUACUACUACUACCCAACUUAGACUAUUGUUUGUCACUCAUUGUAGCACGGUUAAUUUACUCCUCCACAUUUUGAAAUAUAGAGGCUCAAGUUGGCUGGCCAACUGUUCAAGGUUUAAUAUUUCAGCACUCUUCCUGCCUUCAACACUCCAGAGGCGAAGAGCCAAAGACUCACAAUGGGUCGUCUCCCUGAGAAUGUGCCAUGCACUGAGUAGUAACUCCUAGCUACAUGUAUCCGUGUUAUCUGACCUUUCUGUGUCCUUUCAAUAAACUGUAAUUUUCAGUAAAUGUGUGCAGAAUAAAUGGUUAUUUGUGGGAAAGAAA
This is a messenger RNA of Hippoglossus stenolepis (Pacific halibut), 2144 nucleotides long. It is a transcript of the gene luzp2, whose product is annotated as leucine zipper protein 2. The record is from RefSeq and is a predicted model, not a curated record. NCBI's taxonomy places the organism in Eukaryota, Metazoa, Chordata, Actinopteri, Pleuronectiformes, Pleuronectidae. The transcript is spliced from 12 exons. The coding region runs from base 251 to 1306 and encodes 351 amino acids.